This is a messenger RNA of Dichomitus squalens LYAD-421 SS1, 825 nucleotides long. RefSeq lists its product as uncharacterized. Gene Ontology annotation, molecular function: zinc ion binding. The record is from RefSeq and is a predicted model, not a curated record. NCBI's taxonomy places the organism in Eukaryota, Fungi, Basidiomycota, Agaricomycetes, Polyporales, Polyporaceae. Gene Ontology annotation, cellular component: cytoplasm. The coding region runs from base 1 to 825 and encodes 274 amino acids. The transcript has 4 exons.
AUGUCCUCGCACGACGCUCUCCCACAGAUCGGUGCCCAUUGCUCCCUUCCUUCAUGCAGCUUGAACGACUUUCUCCCCAUACGCUGCACAUGCCAGCAAUUGUUUUGCAAAGACCACAUCUCUCCAGACGUCCAUCACUGUCCAUCUCUCCAAGCCGCACCCAGUACAAUCGGCUCCGCUCUCAAGUUACAGCGCUGCGCUGCGCAGUCAUGCAACAAGCCAAGUCUUGAGUCUUUUGUUGCAGACCCGUCAGAUACCACCAAUCGUUCUCCUGCACUAUGCUCGGGCUGCAAGCAGGCAUUCUGCGCCGAGCACAGGGAUCCUAGCUCGCAUUCCUGUGCUCCCUCCCAUGAUGUUGACUCAGGACAUGUACCAGAGAAGAACGCUGCGGCGAAGGCUCUGUUGGCCAAGCACUUUGGGACGGAUGCUGCCAAUGCUACUGCACAUGCCGGGUCCUCGGCACCCAAGCCCAGCUCUCGCAAAGAGGCUCAGCAGCGCCAGCUAGCGGUGAUUAAGAUGCGUGUCAAGGCCCAACCUGGAAAUCUCAAGGAUACCUCGGCUUCAGUGUCAAUGGAUCAACGACUGCAUGUCAGGGUCAGUCCAGCCGGAGUGCCCUCCUCCGAGCGCAUAUUUUGGUUCCCAAAGACGAUAGGGACAGGCAAAGCCCUUGAUCUGCUUGCCGCGCAAUUCAAGCUGACCAUCAGCGACUCACAACCUCUGAAACUUCUACUGAGGCAAUCCGAUGAUGAAGUGAACACUUUGCGUACAGAUCAACUACUGGCAGACCAGGUUCCAGAUGGUGCAUGCCUGCAUCUUACCAGAUGA